UACCGUACCAGAUUUAUUACUGAUCACCCUGAACUGGACACUCAAGGUGGAUGAUCCAUCUGUCUUCUGAUCUUUCUGCUCACACAACUGCGUGAUAUUCUUACCUCGUGCGUUGAAGAUUUCGCGCUGCGAUCCGUUUUAUAGGUUUUUGGAGUGUCUGCCAGGACACGGGAAUUUAUCGCGAUUCACCAGCAAAUCUCUCGUCUUUCUGAGGGACCUUGCUCUUUCUUUCUAAAGACAAGGAUUUCAGCUGAAGAGUUCCUGUCAGCGAGCGGAGAGUAGCAGGAUCCCUGUCAGCUGCUGCUGCUGUUGCUGCUGCUGCUGCUUCGACCAUGUCGAUUCAUUUCAAGUUCCGAUCCGCGAAGGAGUUCGAUUCGCUGGCCAUGGACGGCCAUUUUAUUUCCGUCGCGAAUCUUAAGGACCGUAUUAUUGAGCAGAAAGGCCUUGGGAUGGACUCGGAUGUCCAAAUUUUCGAUGCGCAAACAGAGGAAGGUAGGAGAUGAUACCAGCACGGGGGAUUGGUCCCAGUGUGCUGAGUCUUAGACUUAGUUAGGUAUAUUUUCUUUCAUUAUUUGGGUUUUGGCCGCUGGCCGAUCCAUACUGUUCAUAUGUUAUUCCUUUUUUAUUGAAAGAAAUGGAUGGGGGAAGGGUGAUGGUUUUGGACGCUGAACGACUGUCUAGGGUUACAUCCGCAAGAGUCUUCUCAAAGGCAGAUCGUUCUUGAUAAAUUAGACUACCACAGUCACCACGAGACUGCCUGGGGUUAGUUCUAGUGCUUGGCUGCAUGGGGUGCAGAGUAUGGCGACGACAACCAGCCAGUACCGCGCAACACCAGCGUCAUCAUCAAGAGAGUUCCCAGAUCAAGAGCCCGGGCAGUGCCGCAGCCUAAGCCCCAGCCGCCUGAUGAUUUCAGAGCAGGGGGUCAUACAUGGCCAGGCCAUGGUGCUGCCGCUGGUGCUGAUACAUCUGCUGCUGUGGCUCAGCCUCAGGCGCAGCAGCAGCAGGCGCCAUCUUACCCGGCUUACAAGGGCUACAACCAGCAACUGAAUGACAUGGACGGCAUGAUGGAUGACCUGGCAGACAUCUAUGGUGACGUCGGCGGACACAUGUCCAUGCCUGCCGCGUCAGCCGCUGCUGCCACGUCAGCAGCCCCGCCUACCAACGCCAUGGGCGCUGCGAGCAGUGUGCAGCAGCAGGUGGACGAGGAGACACGCAUGAUGUCGGCCAUUGUGGAUCAGGCCUCUACGGACUGGCAGAGGCCUCCUGAUCAGUUUGGCGGGCGCGGUUAUGGGCGGGGUUUUUAUGGCAGGGGUGGUGGUGGCGGGCGCUUUCCCUUCCCCCCACGGAACUCGGUUCCACACCCUGGUUACAUAUGUUUCCGCUGCAACAAGCCAGGCCACUACAUCAAGCACUGCCCUACUAACGGCGACCCAGCAUACGACGUGGUGCGGCGGGUGCGCCCGCCCUCCGGCAUCCCCAAGAGCUUCCUGCGGCCGGACCAGGGAGGGGGGUACGUCAUGCCGGAUGGGUCCAUGGCGUCUAUGGGCGGCCACGACAUGCAGCAGGGCAACGACCAAGCGUUUGCGAGGGAGACAGAGCCCUUCCUGGCGCCCAUGCGGCAGCCCCAGGCUGUGGAAAUCCCUCCGGACCUCAAGUGUCCGCUCUGCUCCAGCCUCUUCCGCAACGCUGUGCUCAUCCCCUGCUGCCACCUCUCCUUCUGCGACCAGUGCAUUCGCCAGCAGCUGCUGUCCAAGGGGUGCUGCCCCAAGUGCGCGUCCACCCAGUACAGGAAUGAUGAUCUUCUGCCUAAUGUGACGCUCAGACAGGCUGUGGAUCGAUUUAAAGCAGCUCAGGUGCAGCACACCCAACAGGUGCAGCCUGGUAGUCAGUCGCAGGGACAGAUGCAGCAGAUGCAGCCGCAGCAGCAGCAGCAGCCACAGCUGCAAUACCAACAGCAGCAGCAGCCGCAGCCACAGCAGCAACAGCAACAGUGGCAGCAGCAGCAGCCGCAGCAGCAACAGCAACAGUGGCAGCAACAACAGCCGCAGCAGCAACAGCAGCAGUGGCAGCAACAGCAGCAGCCGCAGCAACAGCAACAGUGGCAGCAGCAGCAGCCGCAUUAUCAACAACAGCAACCGCAGCAGCAACAGCAGCAGCAGCAGCAGCAGCAGCAACAACAACAACAACAACAACAACUGCAGCAGCAGCAGCAGCCCCAACAGCAGCAGCAACGUCAGCCUCUAGGUAACAAGCAGCCCUCAGCAGCUUUUCCUGCUGCUGCUGCUGCUGCUCCUGUUCCUCCUAUUUCCACUGAUGCUGCUCCUAUCGCUGCUGCUGCUGCAGCUGCUGCUGCAGCUGCGCCUGACGAGGAGCACAGUGCAGCAUCGGGAAGUGGGAAGCCUGGCCGUUCCCCUGCUGGUCCUGCUGCUGCUGCUGCCUCGGGUGCAGCUGCCUCAGGUGCUUCCAAAGGCGCAGGUGGGAGCAAGGGUGUUAGCAGUGGCGUAGAGGAGCGUAAGGGGGGAGGCGCUACAGGGGAUGGGGAUGCCCAGGGCGCUGCUGAUGCUGCUGAUGCUGCUGGUGCUGCUGAUGCUGCUGGUGCUGGUGGUGCUGGUGGUGCUGGUGGUGCUGGUGGUGGUGAGCCAAAUGCUGAGCAGGGGGGGGGUGGGGAAGGGGAAGGGGCGGUAGCAGGGGAUGGGGAGGGGAAAGGGGAGAAGGAUGAGGAGGAGAGGCAGCGAGGAGUGGAAGAGGCGGAGGAGGAAGAGGAGGUGAGUGAUGGGGUGACAGGCCCUCCUAGCACCUCGCAACCUGCUACUCAAGGCGAUGCUACUGGUGCUCGUGCUACUGCUGGUGAUGCUGCUGCUGCUGCUGCUGCUGCAGAUGGCGGUGGUGGUAGUGAUGGUGGUGCUGCUUCUGCGGAUGCUGCGGCUCUUGGUACGGUCGGCACACCAGAGGUUGACAAUACCGGUGGUGCUUAUGCUGAGGGAGAUGGGGAGGAAAAGAAGGUUAAGGGAAAGAAGAAGAAGAAAAAACUUAAGCAGCAGAAACAGCAGGAGCAGAAGGAGCAGCAAGAGCAGGAGCAGCAGGAACAGCAGCAGCAGCAUGUGGAUGGGCAAAUGGGUUCACAAAUGGGCCAAACGGGUGCAAUGGGGCACAUGGGGCACAUGGGGCACAUGGGUGGUGGGCAGAUGGGGAUGGGGGGGCCAAUGGGCGGAGGGAUGGGGGGUGGUAUGGGGCCUAUGGGGCCUAUGGGGCCUAUGGGUGGUCCACAUAUGGGCCCCAUGGGACCGAUGGGAGGUCCGCCACCGUUUCACAACCAGCAGCAUAACUGGCACGGCGGUGAUCACUCAGAGCAGCAUGGCAUGGGCGGAGGCAAGAAAAAGGACCGAGCGUGCUACACAUGCGGAGCCAAGGACCACAUGAUGCGGGAAUGCCCUCAGAACCACAUGGGCGGGGGAAUGGGCGGCGGGAUGGGUGGAGGAAUGGGCAACAUGGGAGGGGGCAUGGGCAUGGGUGGUGGAGGCAUGGGCAUGGGCAUGGGUGGUGGUGGGAACUUUGGUGGUCCGUUUCCCAACCAACCUGGCAUGUUCCCCGGCUCAGAGGUUGGCUGGAGCCAAGGCAUGGGGCCGAAUAUGGGUGCGGAUUUCCCCAUGGGACCUGGCUUUGGUGGCGGGGGAGGCAUGGGCGGGCCCAUGGGCGGAGGCAUGGGCGGAGGCAUGGGGGGAGGCAUGGGGGGAGGCAUGGGGAUGGGGGGAGAUAUGGUGUCUCUGUGGAUGAUUCAUGUUCUAUUCAAACCCCAUCCAUUUUUUCGUCGACUCAAAAGCAGAGUCUGCUAAACACGAUCGAUUCGUGUCUUCAAACCCUGUGCCGUUUGCUCAUCAGUAUGGCGCUAUUAGUUUCUUUGCCCGCUCUCGCUGCACUUACACUUGUGCAAGGAAGGAGCCUGUUUUUUUAGGCGCCUCAAAAAUAGACCCUGUGCCAUUUGCUUAUCAGUAUGGCGCUAUUUAUUUCUUUGCCCGCUCUCACUGCACUUGCGCUUGCGCUUGCCCUCACUCGCUUUUGUUGCUCUCCCUCUUUCCUCCCCUUUCCCCUUCUCUCUCCUCCCACCUCAAUUGAUCCUAC
Molecule: messenger RNA, 4119 nt
Organism: Closterium sp. NIES-67
Lineage: Eukaryota; Viridiplantae; Streptophyta; Zygnematophyceae; Desmidiales; Closteriaceae
Source: the annotation of a GenBank genome assembly